Diaporthe amygdali is the source of this 1380-nucleotide messenger RNA. RefSeq lists its product as uncharacterized. The coding region runs from base 1 to 1380 and encodes 459 amino acids. The transcript is spliced from 5 exons. Lineage: Eukaryota; Fungi; Ascomycota; Sordariomycetes; Diaporthales; Diaporthaceae. The record is from RefSeq and is a predicted model, not a curated record.
AUGAAUUUCGCCAUCCUGUUGACCACUAUGUUCGGCCUUGCAGCUGCUACUAGCAUCCCAAAGACUAGAGCUGUGCAAAAGGGAGAUGGCAACCCCUUAGCCAACUUUCCUAUCCUCAGCUUCCCCGAAGCAACUCGUGGCUUCUGGAACGUUGACAACGACGGCGUAUACCGGGCCUACCUAGCCAACGGCACGAUUGUUGAUGCAGCACGCCUCAGCAAAGAGCAGAUCCAGACAUACAUCUCCGCCAUCGAGGGACAUGUGUCCCAGGCCGAGUUCGAUGCGAAGAAAGCCAUCUUCGCUAAUGUCGACAGCGCCACGGUUCCGGAGGAGCAGCUACUAAGCCCGCCAGAAGACGUGCUGCCCACGGAGAAAAUAUCGGGCAUGCAGCGGGGAUCCAGGCGGUCUGAUCUCCCGCCGGACAUGAGCCCGCGUGAAGAAAGUCCCUUGGACCAACGACAAGUCAUACCGUGCUUUGCGACUGGGCAUGAUAAUUUCGGAAUUCGGAAGUAUAUUUACCUGCUUCGCAGCACUUUCCAUCUCUGUUGCUUCUCGCUCCACCACAACGAACUCUUUCUGGGCAGCCAGGUUGUCAUCACGGUUUGCAUACCUUGGAUUAAGUGUCUGAUCCCUAAGAAGCCCACAUUCUCCCACCAGUCUGUUUCAGGGCGACUCAAGAUGGCGAGUGAACAAAGCAAGCAGAAUCAGGGCAGUCAGACCUGCACUGCUGAGAUCAGGAACAAGAUCUAUCGACUUGUCCUCAUCCGCGAUUCUGGCCCCGACGUCCCCAGCCACAAACGCUUGAUCCGCAGCCUCGCCCCGCCGGCCCUGACACUGACAAGCAAACAAAUCUUCACCGAGGCCCUUCCCAUUUAUUACGCCGAGAAUCUAUUCUAUAUUCUGUUGUGUGGCGAGAAAGUACACCGCAGCGAUCGAGACACCUCUCAUUUCAACCGCUUUAUCGGAAUGAUGGAGUACUUUGGACGGCGUGGAACUUCCUCCGCCGAUCGGGAACCCCUGCAGAGCAUCCAGAAUUUGAUCAUUCAAAUCCACACAGUCGAACACCAUAUUGCUAUCUCUGCAGUUGAACACUUUCCUUUUGUUCAACCAGCUGAAUACUGUUCUAUUUUUGCCCUUAGCGGACUCAGUCGAAUAACGAUGAAAUUCGAGUCCGGCGACAGAGAGAACAAGCCAUUCGACUGCACCAGAUACCAGUGGACUAUCAAGGCAGCCACAGAUUCAGACGAACAAGUCUUAUCCGCGGUGGAGAUGUUGGUUGAGGACACAAUCGGCGCUGAUCACACCCCAGAAGACUGGUAUCAGAAGCCUAUUAUGCAAGUCAUCAGAUCCAUGUAUGAUGACGGACGCGACAGAUUUUAG